AUGGCUUGUCCGGCGCUUAUAAACACACUCACACACAAAUCUAUCUAUCUAUCUAUCUAUCUAUCUAUCUAUCUAUCUAUCUAUCUAUCUAUCUAUCUAUCUAUCUAUCGUGGAUUACUUACAGUGUGCUUGGUUGAUAAAAAUGAAAGAAAGACUAGAACGCAGAAACUGUCAUUCUUCUUCUUUUUUCUUCUUUUUCUUCUUCUUUUUCUUCUUUUUCUUCUUCUUUUUCUUCUUUUUCUUCUUUUUUCUUUUUUUCCUUUUUCUUUUUCACCUUUUUUCUUCUUCUUUUUCUUCUUCCUUUUCUUCUUUUCUUCUACUUUUUCUUCUUCCUUUUCUUCUUUUUUCUUCUUUUCUUCUUCUUUUUCUUCUUUUUCUUAUUUUUCUUCUUUUUUAUUUUUCCUCUUUUUCUUCUUUUUCUCCUUUUUUCUUCUUCUUUUUCUUCUUCCUUUUCUUCUUUUUUCUUCUUUUUCUUCUUUUUUCUUUUUUUUUUCUUCUUUUUUUUUUUCUUCUUUCUUCUUUUUCUUCUUCUUUUUCUUCUUUUUCUUCUUCUUUUUCUGA
Acanthosepion pharaonis is the source of this 561-nucleotide messenger RNA. The record is from the annotation of a GenBank genome assembly. NCBI's taxonomy places the organism in Eukaryota, Metazoa, Mollusca, Cephalopoda, Sepiida, Sepiidae.